UAUAUGUUCUUUUUCUUAUGCGCAUUUACAUUUCCAUUUGCGUUGCGAGUUGUGACUGACUGUGUGCCCAGUCUCAUUCUUUUCUGCAUUCAAGUCUCUCUCUUCACCUAAAUCAACGAUCAAUUUCAAUUGAUAUCGACUUAUACCAUCUCGACUUCACGAAAGAAAUAACGUAUCAGAAUAUCGGCCUGCGUUUGCCUUGUCGCGUGUGAUAUCUGUUACAUCACGAUCGGGUCGAGUCGAACAAGAAUCGAAUUCUCCACAUCCAACCGCUUCGACAACUGUGUAUAUAGCGAAUACCGUUCAUGGUGGCAUAUUCUGAGCAUUCUCCGUCCUUUCAUAAACCGAGUCCAUAUACGGAGCCCCGGAGAAAAAUGGCGAAGUUUCGGGCAAGCAAUAUUUUAGGCGACCCAUUUGCGCUCGCGACCGUCUCCAUCUCGAUUCUUGCGUGGUUGAUCGCAUGUAUCGCAUCAAUCAUCUCGGAUAUUAAGACGGAUUAUCCCAAUUACUCGUGGUGGGCGGUCGCCUACAUGUUUUGUUGUAUUAUCGGUGUCACAAUUGUUUUUGGUUCGGAUACCGGUCUCGUCUAUGGGGUAGCGGUUGUGGGCUAUCUUUCAACAGGCUUAGUGCUGACCACUUUGGCGGUCAAUACUCUGGUCUACGCAGAUGAAUCCUCGUCGCAAGCCGCAGCUGCCGGAUUCAUCCUCUUGUCCAUGGUCAUUGUCGUGUGGAUAUUCUACUUUGGAUCGUCUCCUCAAGCUACGCAUCGCGGCUUUAUCGAUUCGUUCGCCCUCAACAAGGAAAGCAGCGGCGCGUACGGUAACCGACCCAUGUCUACGGCUUUUGGUCCUCGCCCAGACACAAUGUCGACAAGCGCACCCCAGAUGUACACUUCUGCCCAACUCAACGGCUUCGAAACGUCGUCUCCGGUGUCAGGUUAUCCUGGUGGUGCUCCCGGCUCGGAAAACCGCAGCUCGUCCCAGGCUCGGUUUGGCAACCCGUCUGCCAGCAACGUUGCUGGGAACAACAACGGUCAGGACGAAGUCCCGCAGCCAACAGAAUACCCGUACAAGGCAAAAGCGAUAUAUUCCUACGAUGCCAAUCCUGAAGAUGCCAACGAAAUUAGUUUCAGCAAACAUGAAAUCUUGGAAGUGUCGGAUGUCAGCGGCAGAUGGUGGCAGGCCAGAAAAUCCAACGGAGAGACCGGUAUUGCUCCAUCGAAUUACCUGAUUUUGCUGUGAUUCGGUUGGAGUGCACUUUUUUUCCUUUCUUGUUCUUCUGGUCAUUCCUACUUUUGUCGCCAUUCUGUCGCAAAAGCUUUCGUAUUUGAUACCCUUCGAG
Molecule: messenger RNA, 1341 nt
Organism: Aspergillus novofumigatus IBT 16806
Lineage: Eukaryota; Fungi; Ascomycota; Eurotiomycetes; Eurotiales; Aspergillaceae
Gene: sho1
Product: osmosensor SHO1
Exons: 4
Coding region: 306-1241 (311 amino acids)
Molecular function (GO): protein binding
Source: RefSeq, a predicted model, not a curated record